This is a messenger RNA of Trifolium pratense (red clover), 980 nucleotides long. RefSeq names its product photosynthetic NDH subunit of lumenal location 2, chloroplastic. Gene Ontology annotation, biological process: photosynthetic electron transport chain; photosynthesis. The record is from RefSeq and is a predicted model, not a curated record. Gene Ontology annotation, molecular function: calcium ion binding. Gene Ontology annotation, cellular component: photosystem II; extrinsic component of membrane; photosystem II oxygen evolving complex. NCBI's taxonomy places the organism in Eukaryota, Viridiplantae, Streptophyta, Magnoliopsida, Fabales, Fabaceae.
AUGCUUCUUCCAUCAGUGACUUGGGAGUUUUCUCAACUCAAAUGGAUAAUAAAAGUUCCACGUGGCACAAUCUCAAGGCCCAAUUAUACAAACCGGGCAACACGGUCAGCAAAUAAACACCUGCCAAAAAAUUUCCUAAGUCAAAAUACACCAUUCAAAAAAACUCACACCAUACCCAAAUCUUCAUACACCAUGUCUAGCUUCACUCAUGCAACUACACUACUCCAUUCUCACAUCAAAACCAAACACAAAAACACUUCAAAAAACAACAUUAACGACAACCUUUUAUCAUCAUCAUCAUCAUCAUCAAAAACAAAUGAAACCACUAGAAGAAAUUUAAUGUCAACAUUUGUAGCAACAUCAAUUAUUGGAAUAAAUGUUGCAACAACACCAUUAGCAUUAGCACAAAAUUGGGGUACACGUUCUUUUCUUAAAGAACAUUUUUUUGAGCCAGGUUUAUCACCUGAAGAUGCAGUUUUAAGGAUAAAACAAACAGCUGAAGGGUUACAUAAUCUUAGGGAAAUGUUGGAACAUUUAUCUUGGAGGUAUGUUAUGUUUUAUAUAAGACUGAAACAGAAUUAUCUUGAACAGGAUUUGAAAAAUGCUAUUACUACUUUGCCUGAAAAUCGUCGCAAGGAGUAUGUUAAAACUGCUAAUCAGUUGGUUGAUAAUUUGACUGAGAUGGAUCGUUAUGUUCGGUCACCAAAGGUAUAUGAAUCAUACCUAUACUAUGAGAAGACAUUGAAAUCAAUAGAUGAACUUGUGGCUUUGUUAGCAUAGUGCAAAUUAAGUUGAAGCUCCAGGGUAUAAAAUUACACAUCUUGUCAUUUUUUUUUAACUUCGGAUUUUAAAUUGAACAUGUAUAGAAGGUUUAGAAUGCGAAAUUUUAAUCAUAUAUUAUUUAUGUAUCUACAUUUUUUAUUUAACUCUAAAUAUUAGGAUUCUUAUUAAUAUUGAGCGGAGAUUGAACUUUAUCACUA